CCUCCUCUGGGAUCCGGGCAGAAGACUCUUAAGGGGGCUCACGGCGCAGCGCGAGGCCAGUCCGAGAACGCGAUCCUAACACUAACAUCCGGUGUAUUCCGAGAGAGAGAGAGAGUGAGAGAGAGAGAGAGAGAGAGGACGAGAGUCGGAAACGGAAACGACUGACUGUUUGAUCGCCUCACUGCCAGCACAGUAAUCGGCACGCUAACAUGAAGAUCAUCCUGUUGCUCUUCGUCGUCGCGGCCUUCGCCUCAGCUCAGAGGAUCACAACGAUCCAGCUGGAUGGCAUACAAUACUUUGUGUCACGAAUGAAUCCCUACAGUCCAGAACUGAAUUACUUCCUGGCGUAUCAGUAUUGCCGCUCGUUAGGCCUCCAAUUGGCAUCUUUCGAAACGAAAGAAAAGGCCGACACGAUGACGCAAUAUCUGAAGAACGCCGGUUACACGAAAUACGAUUUUUGGACCUCUGGCAACAAACUAGGCACUGACAUGUUCUUGUGGAUGAGUACAGGACUGCCGUUCAACGUCACUUUCGACUACAUGCUGAAGCGACCUGGUAACAGACCUGCCGACGUACCACCCGGCACCGAACCUCAGAGGGUAGCGCGUGAAAGUGGCGACAGCGGCAGCGCGGACGGAUGCGUCGCGAUGGUAGCACCUACGUUAGCCUGGGAGGCGCAGGAUUGCACUCUCGUGAAGGACUUUAUCUGCGAGCAAACAAGAUGCUACUACUACAACUACGGCAGCAUUCCAGUCUCCGCGACUCAGGGAAAUCACAGGCCCUAUAUCACGACCACCUCGGCGCCAGCCAGCGACGACCAAGCGAGUGAUCACGAAACUGACAGCACCAACAUCGACGAUCACCAUGCGGGUAUCAACGCUCAAAACGAGCAUGAGGUGGCACCACCGGAAGCGGAUACAUCCGCGGAUGAGAAACUAUCAGAGGACCCGGUCGUCAACAGGCUAAUCACCACGGCCGCUCCCGCAUCUGGCAAUCAGUAUCAACAGCAGCAGUAUCAACACACGGGAACGACGGCAGCGGCGACGUCGCUGUUCGACGACGGUAAUGAGCGCGAGCGCACGGCCGUCGGCGACCUGGACAAUAUGAGACCGGAGCACAUCCCGGACAUCGCGAGCCUGUUCACCGGGCAUGUCGCUGUGACGUCCCAAGCGCGCAAAGACAGCGUUUUCGACGGUCUCGAGACUCGCGAGGUCCUGCGGCCAUCGGUCUCCCGUCCCGUUGUCUCCUCCGCCCCCUCCUCCUCCUUCUCGUCGGAGAUGAAGAUGGAGCAUCGCGAGUCCCCUGACUACGGCGACCUGGCCACGGAGACUGAAUUACCGAACAAUGGUCUAGAGGACGCUCAUACGAUUGGACCGUACGACACCGCGCAGGAUUACGUAAACGAUCAACCAGUGGACACGGCGGCGUCGUCGGCGGACUCAGCGAUGAUGAAGGACCAGGACGACGACAGCAGCACGAUCCUGCCAGAUGCGGAACCGGCCUAUAGGUUCAACAUCAAAGUGCGCACCAACGGCAAAGUAUUAGACCCUCCGUCCAAGUAACGCUUUACUUCUUCCUAGGCAACGUCGCGUUAUUUCGUUUUAUAAGUGACAGAAACAAAUCGACAUUUUUGAGGAAUUAGGUAUAUAUAUAUAUACAUGUAUAUGUAUAUUAUAGUGCGUUUUGCACACGUGACACGAGCGAGCUGUCGCUGUUAUGCGGAUCAAACAGAUUGCUACCGUUGUCGCCGCUCGCCGUUUAGCACUAACUUUAAGGCGUACCCGAUACAUUGCUCAUAGUUUCGAAUCAGAGAGGCACUAUUAUCAGCUUUCUCGGUCGGCGGCAGGCAGAGAUGAUUAUUUCAAACCCUUGAAAUUUCGGUGUUUGAAAGGAACGAGAAUGAGUUACACCGUGGCUCCGAAACGAUAUUAUCAAAGAUGUCGAAAAGGAAAACCGUAAUGUCAAUCGAAAAGACGAAUUAUUCUCCUGCCGACGUUACUCGACAAGCUUUUACAUUUUCGCAAGGGCAUUUACUUGAUUAUUCAGCUCUCAUUUUCUAUCAUCAAUGACGCCGGCGGAUAUCUCAUUAUCAUCACAUUACAUUUAUUCCUCGUUUCUAUCUCAUUAAAUUCUCAUUUUCAGCAUUAAUAACAAAGUUUAGACAAAAUAAAGAAACGAAAAUAAAAGUCCAAUGAUUCAUAAUUUAAUUAGAUUGCCAGCUUCCGUCAGCGUUUCAUAUCUUUAUAAGGUGGUAAUCAUCAUCAUAGUUAACAUAUCUAUACGUCUGCAAGACGAAACGUUCGACAGCCAAACGAUUCCCAAAAUAUUUUGGAAUACGUAAUGGACGUCGUGAAAGCGAUCGCCGAGAGUUGAUCGUAAAUGUUUCGGUCAUCCAGACGUAUGAUGAUCGGUGUACGUAGUUUCAUCAAUGAGAAACGUUGCUCUCUAGCUAUACGGUAAGUCACUUUCAUAUUAAUUUUGUGUACAACGGCACGAAUGUGCGACUUGUGUACUAAACUUUAAUAAA
Molecule: messenger RNA, 2527 nt
Organism: Cyphomyrmex costatus
Lineage: Eukaryota; Metazoa; Arthropoda; Insecta; Hymenoptera; Formicidae
Gene: nw
Product: narrow
Exons: 4
Coding region: 210-1562 (450 amino acids)
Source: RefSeq, a predicted model, not a curated record